AUGAAACUUUUCGUUGUCUUACUUUUAUGCCUUUUGGGCAAUUCUUUGGCGAGCGUGAUUAAAUCGAAAGAAAUCAUCCAACUUAACGAAUCCGACAGGGUUAAACUUGAACGCGCUUUAAAACAAUUAGAGGGUGGCGAUAAAUCCAUUUUAGAUGAACUCCCUAAUAUUAUCUUUGAUUUAAUCGUCAGUGCAAUUGGAAAUUCCGAUUUUGACCCGAUGGGUCUUCCAGAUAUUAAGCUCGAUUUUGAGGAGGGACGUUUAACUGGGGAUCUUCAAUUAACCGAGGGGGAAGUUGGGGGAUUUUCAGAAAUUUCUAGGGCUGGAGAUGCUGAAGUUAACUUAUUUAUUUUGGAAAGAAGAGCUAACGUAAAAAUUCCAGUUUUCUUUGAAGAACUUGGGCUUUCUUAUCGUUACUUUGCUAGAUUAGGGCUUUUGGGUGUUGAUGGAACAAUUAGCGGGGGAUUCGUUGGAAUAACCACAGUUUUAGACAUCGACAUUAACUUGGCAAACAUGGAUAUGAGUCUGAACGAAUUCAGCAUAGACGCAAAUGAUUUCCGAAUUAGAUUCGAUAAUAAUCCUUGGACCGAUUGGACCAUAAAUCUUUUAUUAAGAAUUAUUACAAGUAUUGCAAAAGAGCCGAUUUUAGAAGCCGUUGAGUCCGUAUUAGAAAUAAUUUUCGGGAUUAUUUUUGGAAGCAUAUAG
Onthophagus taurus is the source of this 705-nucleotide messenger RNA. RefSeq lists its product as uncharacterized. The record is from RefSeq and is a predicted model, not a curated record. Lineage: Eukaryota; Metazoa; Arthropoda; Insecta; Coleoptera; Scarabaeidae.